Schizophyllum commune H4-8 is the source of this 1468-nucleotide messenger RNA. RefSeq names its product kinase-like protein. Gene Ontology annotation, molecular function: ATP binding; protein kinase activity. Bases 55 to 1278 code for a protein of 407 amino acids. The transcript is spliced from 2 exons. Gene Ontology annotation, biological process: protein phosphorylation. The record is from RefSeq and is a predicted model, not a curated record. NCBI's taxonomy places the organism in Eukaryota, Fungi, Basidiomycota, Agaricomycetes, Agaricales, Schizophyllaceae.
CUCAACUACCAUCUUCCCUCCUGUGCACGUUCGUCCGAAGCGUCAGACUGCGCGAUGAACAAUGUCUCCGCACCUCGCAUGCCCCCUAGUCGAACGAUAUCAUUGGCGUCGUCGCUGUCAGGCGAUGCUGGCCAUACUGCACCAGUCCAAGGACCCAGACUCCAGGUGAAGCGCGUAACGCUCACGUCGAAGAAGAACUGGUGGAUGGUGGAGAUGGACGAUGAGGAGGAACCGCCGCCAAACCAAUCGACGCGAACUUUUGCUUCUGACGAGACAGUCGAUGUGCUUGCGCCAUAUCACCAUCGCGCGGUCACCCCCACACCACACCGACAAGAGGAAUCACCCGAGCGAGCACCGUCUCCCUUCUACCGUCCACCACGCCACCCAUCGUCGAUUUUCUCAUUCCCUACCCCUACCGCAUAUGCUGCCCCGCCCAACUCCACCGCUGGCCUUGCCACCUUCGCGCAUGGAUCGGCAUCAGAACUCUUCAAGUGCGUUGUUAAGAAGCCCGACAUCGUCCAGCUCGAAGUGAACGGCGAGAUGCAGUCGAACGCGUCCGACGUGACCGUCCAAUUCCUCGCCGAGCUGCGCGUGUACACCACAUUGCCCACCCAUCCCAACAUCUGCGCCUUCCUCGGAUGCCUCGAGAACGUCGGCAUGGUCCUCGAGUACAUCGACGGGCUGACGCUGUAUGACGUCGUCGCGGCCCGUCCGCCGCUGAGCGAGGCGCAGAAGAUUGACUACCACAACCAGCUCCUCCGCGGCCUGACGCACCUGCACGAGUACGGGCUCAGCCACGGCGACCUCUCGCUGCUCAACGUGCAGGUCACGCGUGCCACGAACACCAUCAAGCUCCUCGACUUUGGCCGGUCCGUCUCCUCUGCGUCCACUCUAAGGCCGCCCGACGAUGAGCCGGUGGACCCUUUCGUGGCGCUCUCGCAGCGACAAUCGCCGCAUGCGCCGCUCUCUGCCGCGAUGCCCAAGGUCGAGCAGAUACACCCGGGUACACGGCCCUUCUCGGCGCCCGAGAUCCUGCGCGGGGAGUGCACAGACGCGCUGCUGGCGGACGCGUACAGCUUCGGCAUGAUCCUCGUCUGCCUCGACCGCUGCGAGAGCGUCGACGUGAAGCCUUGGGACCAGCGGAAGGACUUGUUGCCCAAGAACUUCUUCGAGGGCUGCGCCGUGUUUGAGGAGCGCGCCAGGGAAUACCUCAGGAAGUGGAACAUGGACCGAAGACGGCUGGUGAAGGAGGACAUUAUGGACGUCCUCAUGGGUUAAAAAAGUACGUCGUGAUAUCGACCGCAUCCUUGUAUACCCUUUUGUACUUGUGCCCUGCUGUUUGCUCUGUAUUCGUAUCCUUGUUCUUACGCUACGCACAUUGUACAUUAUACCGACACGAACCCCACUCAGUCUCUGUACUCCUACCAUACCCUCGUCGCGAGCGAUGAAUCCGCCUUCUGGGACACUC